AUGUUCCAGAAGCAGAGGUGGAAAGCAGCUUUCACGCAAGAAGAUGCGCCCUGCGGAAGACAUGGUGAGCAGAAAUUCCGGCCAGACAUAUGCAUCACAGUGCCCACGCGCUACCGCUAUGACCUCCUGCUACGUUCGCGUGCUUCGCCCUUCGACUCGCGCUUUGUUUGGGCCGUGGGCCCGCUGCACAAACACUCAGUGGCCGAGGGGGCACAGCGGCUGAACGGCCAGGCCCUGGAUUGCAGCCUACUUACGGUCAAUUGGCGUGCUUCGUGCAAAGCCGGGACGGAUGUGUUCGACGAAGGCUACUAUGGACCUUUGACCAAGCAGCUCUUGGUCGACACGCGCUGGGAUGCAGCAGCGGAGAAGUUGAGUGUUCGCCUCGAGUGCCAGGCUUUCCUGUACAGGAUGGCACGCGUAAUCGUCUCCUCACUGGUCGCCUGCGGUCGCGGCGUGAUUGAUUCGACAGACCUGGACGAUGCCUCUUCGCCGACCUUUGCCAAUGCCUUGCAGAAGGUCAAGGGAAGGACACAGCUGGCUCCACCGAGCGGUCUCUUUCUCGAGGAGAUCGUGUUUGAAUUCAGGGUCACAUUUUGCUCAAGCCUGCGCAUUGCGGAUCUCAAGCCUCUUAAAUCGCCUUGGCGCAUGGAGGCUUUCAUUGUGUGUUACCUCCUAUGCCUCCCAGCAAUGGGGUCUUGCCGUCACUAUGUGAAUGAGCUUUGGGGGCUGGUGAAGAGGCCUCGAAUGCUCCUGGCACAGAUGUUGAACUUAGGCUGCGUGGUGCUCUUCGCGCUGAUGCUGCACAGGGGUCUCAUGGUGUUCACCAACAACUCAGUGCCGGUUUUAGUUGUUCAGAGUGGUGAUGGGCCUGGUUUCCAAAGAGGUGACAUCCUUUUCCUGGCUUUUUUUGACGAACCAUUCAAGGCUGGUCAGGACAUCGUGUUCCAAGUUGACGGGAGGGACUUUCGGAUUGUUCACAGGCUCCUGGAAGUGCACGAAAGUCACAACGGAACCCUUGCAUUGCUCACUAAAGGAGAUGAUAACCAAGUAGACGACAGAGGUCUCUAUCCUCAAGGGCAGCGAUUUAUCGGCAGGAGAGAAGUCAUGGGGCAAGUGCAGGCAUGUCUGCCGUUUGUGGGAAUGAUUGCAAUAUUGCUGGCUGAGUAUCCCUGGUACAGCUACUGGCAGAUAUGUUGGACAGGCUUCUUUUUCUUGAUAGGCAGACGUGGUGGAGAGUGGCUUCACCUGCUCAUUGGGCAAAACUACCACCGUGCAGCUUUACGGGAGGACUGA
This is a messenger RNA of Symbiodinium pilosum, 1293 nucleotides long. The record is from the annotation of a GenBank genome assembly. NCBI's taxonomy places the organism in Eukaryota, Dinophyceae, Suessiales, Symbiodiniaceae.